Molecule: messenger RNA, 1626 nt
Organism: Melitaea cinxia (Glanville fritillary)
Lineage: Eukaryota; Metazoa; Arthropoda; Insecta; Lepidoptera; Nymphalidae
Exons: 1
Coding region: 1-1626 (541 amino acids)
Biological process (GO): proteolysis
Molecular function (GO): aspartic-type endopeptidase activity; nucleic acid binding; zinc ion binding
Source: RefSeq, a predicted model, not a curated record
AUGCCUGACGAAAAGGAAAAGUCUUCCUCAAUAUCUCGGUAUCUACGUCCCGAACGUUUUGACGUGGAACCCGCAGUGGCCGGCUCAGACCUGAAAUGGAUUCAUUGGAAGUACUCAUUUGAAAAUUUUAUCGCACAGGAAGCCGCUUCGGCUGACGAUGCCCUUAAGUACAAACUCCUUGUAAACCAUAUCUCGCCAUCGAUAUUUAAUUUCAUUCAAGCUUGCAACACGUACGUUGAUGCUAUGACCACUCUCAGUACCACCUACGAGAAACGAAAAAAUAUUACCUUGGCUCGGCAUCGUCUUGCUACUAGAAAGCAACAGCCUGGCGAAACGUUAGCUGAGUAUUCGAGAUCUCUUGCCAUUCUUGCUCGUGAAUGUCACUUCAAAGCUGUUACUGCUAAUGAACAUCAAAACGAAACCGUAUGUGGUACGUUCAUUGCCGGAAUAUUGUCACAGAAAAUAAGAGAAAGGCUGCUAGAAAAAUCUACUAUGUCUCUGGAAGAAACAUUGAAUCUGGCAAUAUCUUUAGAAACUGCUGAAAAUACUUCACGAUUACUUACAGUAUCAUCUCCAUCAACGUCUGCUGUUCCUGUUAAUGCAAUCUCUGAAACUCAAGCACCGCAACCACAGUUCAAUUUAGCAGCAACAAGAACUCAAAAUUUUCAAUACAGUCGCCCUACGCAAAGUGACCGCCGAUGCUUUUUCUGCGGUGGCAAUGUUCAUCAAAGGAUCAAGUGCCCCGCUAAUAAUGCCCAAUGUCAACUUUGCUCCAAAAAAGGACAUUUUGCAACCCUUUGCCGUAGUUCAAGACCAGGUCAACGUACAGUAAAUGUUAUUACCACAGACGAUGACGACGUUACUCAACCCCAAGUUACCGAUUCUCAUUUGUCAAUUAUAUCCGCUGCUGCUCCAUCCAGCCUACGCAAAGCUACCAUUCCUAUUACCUUGAACAACUAUCAAGCAGAUGCGCUACUCGACACCGGAAGUUCAAUCAGCUUUAUCGAUAAGAAUACUGCUCUAACCAUGAACCUUAAACGAAAGCCCUGUCGACAAGCGAUAACUUUAGCAUCUCUUAACAAUAUAUCGUAUGUCGAGGGACUAUGCUACGCUACAAUUCAGAUUGGUGAACAUAUAUACCAGCAUCAACCUCUGCUCAUUGUUGGCGAUCUGUGUGCUGACGUUAUCAUUGGGCAUGAUAUAUUAGGAAAACACUCAUCAUUUGAACUUCAAUUCGGAGGAGACAAAAGGCCCUUGAAAGUUUGCAAUGUAAUGGAGGCAUCUGUCCCACCAGCUUCAGUUUUUACCAAUCUUUCACCAAAUAUAAAACCUAUAGCUAUUCGCUCCAGACGGCAUUCUCAAGAAGACCAAGAAUUUAUAUCUAACGAAAUAAGCAACUUACUUAAAGACAAGGUUAUCGAACCCAGUAUCUCGCCUUGGAGGGCACAAGUACUCGUUACUAGUGAUGGCUAUCAUCGGAAGCGUCUUGUCAUUGACUAUUCCCAAACUAUAAAUAGAUUUACGGAACUAGAUGCAUAUCCUUUACCUAACAUCGAUUCUAUCAUAACUCAAGUCGCUAAAUACAAUAUUUAUAGCCAAAAACAACAAUACAAUACAUCGCACUAA